Molecule: messenger RNA, 4809 nt
Organism: Onychostoma macrolepis
Lineage: Eukaryota; Metazoa; Chordata; Actinopteri; Cypriniformes; Cyprinidae
Gene: gtf3c4
Product: general transcription factor IIIC, polypeptide 4
Exons: 5
Coding region: 338-2662 (774 amino acids)
Biological process (GO): transcription initiation at RNA polymerase III promoter
Cellular component (GO): transcription factor TFIIIC complex
Molecular function (GO): histone acetyltransferase activity; protein binding
Source: RefSeq, a predicted model, not a curated record
GUUGUUAUGUAUGAUAAUGAUUGGCUCCUGCAGGUAAUUUCUAAAACUAAUGUACAGCUCUUUUACAACACUCAGUCAAUACUGCACCUUUAUCUAUAAAAUAGCCUACUAAAUAUAGUUAAAAACAAUUGAAUUGCACAUAAAUGAUAAUACUAUAGCGCACUAUUAUAGUAUUAUGAAUAUACUAAUUUAUCAUUAUUAUUAUUAGGCAAACAACGAACCACCUAUUGUUUUUAGCGUGACUAUCGUCAAUCUGGCAACCAUGCUGUUCUCGUGAAAUCCCUCCUCCUCCGGCACCGUAACUUCCUGGAGACGGGCUUUAUUUUUAUUCAGAAAAAUGGCGGCUUUAGGUUCAAAUAGUACCUCGGAGAAAUCAGGGAGCGCGUCUGAAGCCCAGUCGGGACUGGAUAAUGAUUUUUGGGCGGGACAGGGUCCAGUGGUUCUGCGGGAUCCAGCGAUUAAAUUGCUGAGUCCGGUUAGCGGUCUUGAGCCGCUGUUGUGGGCAGAGGAUCACAGACUGGCGGCCUCCAGCACUAACAGCGUGUCUAUCAUGGAGCUGGUGUGUGACAUACACAGUCUCAGUCAAAAUCUGGUGCUGCAUCGCAGUCACAUCCCCGUGCCGGACAGCGCUUGUGAUCUCAAGGUGGGCCCAGAAAAGGAAGUGCAGACUGUUAAAGAAAGCUUUGCAAAGAGUAAAGAUCCUGUAGUAAGCCAAAUGAUAUCAAUGGACAGAGCCAUCCAUCCUCAAAGUGGACGUCUCCAUGGUGUGAAGUACACCAGCUGGUCACCAUUAGGCUGCGACAAAUAUGGCCGCUGUCUUCUUGCUUUCUUAACACUGGACAAUCAUCUAACAAUCCACAGCAGUCACUUGCAUUUGCAGUGGAAGCCUUUCCUGGACCUUACAGAGCUAUAUGGGGAAAUGUUAAAAUCCAGGAACUACUCUGCUCAGAACGACGGCUCCCCCCCGAACUCCAUCAAAGACUUGGAUGAACUGCAACGGCGGUAUCGUAUGCAGAUGCCAGUGCGCAUGGAGUGGUCUGGUCUGUGCAGUAUGCAGCAAGUACAAACCAAUAAUGCAUGUAAAGAUGUUAGCACCGUGCUUCUGGCUGUACUUAUGGAGAACGGAGACGUGGUGGUGUGGCAGUUCAGUUUGCCCCCACAAGGAAAGGAUUCAGUGGUAUCUUGCAACACCAUAAAAUCUGGAGUGUCGUCGCCAAGUGUGCUCACCUGGUGGGAUUAUGAGCACGGUGGACGGAAAAUGAGCGGACUGAUUGUGGGUAGCUCAGGUGGACCUGUAAAGAUCCUUCCAGUCAACCUCAAGGCAGUGAAGGGUUACUUCACCCUCAGGCAGCCUGUGGUUUUGUGGCAGGAUAAGGACCAGAUACCCGUCCACAACAUCAAAUGCAUUACGCUCUUCCAUCCGCACCAGAAAUGCAACUGCAGCCUAGUGGUUGCUGCACGUGGUCCUUAUGUGUUCUGGUGCUUGUUGUUGAUCUCCAAAGCUGGUCUCAAUGUUCACAACUCCCACGUCACAGGCCUUCAUUCCACCCCUAUCAUAUCAAUGACGGUCUGUCAUAACAGCGGGACUAUUUUCACCUGCUCACUGGAUGGUAAGGUGAAGAAGCUCACGCCGGUUUUCACAGAUGUUGCUGUUGAGUUUAAACAGGAGGAGAUUGCUCUGCCAGAGGGAGUUGCGGGUCGACGGAUACAUGGCAUAUCUGUCAGUCCAAAUGGUGCCUACCUGGCUCUUAUCGCCAAUGAGGGCAUGAUCAAUGGGCUCCAUCCCGUCAAUCGCACUUACCAGGUGCAGUUUGUCACCCUUAAGUCUCCAAACGAAGCAGCUGCUGAGCUGCUUGAGUCUCAAAUGCACAAUCUCUUCAGAAAGACCGACUUGCUGGACCUGUUGCGUUGGCGGAUACUGAAGGACAAAAGCAUCCCUUCGGUUCUGCAGAACAAUCUAGAUGAGAAGCUCCAAACCUCAGGGUCCACCUACUUAUGGCGCCUCAAGCUUUUCCUCCUCCGGAUGCUCUACAAGUCCAUGCAGAAAAGCCCUUCAGAGCAUCUGUGGCGGCCGACUUAUAGGGAAGGUAAAGCUGUGGAUGAGGAAGCGGGUGGAGGUGAAGAUGAGAUGGCGGAGACCUCCGCUCUAGAAGAGCUCAGGCAAGUCGAUGCCGAAAGGCAGUCCAGUGAGGAACAAAUGAGGGAGAUCAGCAGCAGGAUCGAAGAGGUGGAGUCCCAACUGAUCCGUGAGAACAUGAAGAAGGUGCUGGGCGAGGUGUACCUGCACACCUGUGUCACUCAGAACACAUGUAUUCCUACCAAAGGUGUGUGUGACUUCCUCACAAAUGACCCUGCUAAUGAAGACAGGGCAGCCAAGGUGCUGAUAGGUCAUAUCAUGAAUAAGAUGAACAAACAGACGUUUCCAGAGUAUUGCAGCCUCUGUAAAGAAGUUCUGCCUUUCACAGACUGCAAACGAGCAGAGUGCAAGAAUGGGCACAGAUGGCUCAGGUGUGCGCUGUCAUAUCAGGCCUGUCAGGGUGUGACAUACCGCCGCUGUCUAUUGCAGGACAGUAUUGCCUCAGUAGCAGAGCCCGAGGAUUCAGACUGGAUCAAGAAAAUACUCCAAGGUCCCUGCAUCUUUUGUGACUCCCCUCUCUACUAAAGCAGCGGGGUGAAAGAUGACAAAAUCUCCACAGCUGACUACUGGAUUACUUAAGUGGGCUACAUGCCACAUAAAUGCCUUUUAUUACUUGAAAGAGAAACAUUUGAAAGUCUAUAAAGUAUUCACUAAUUAUUUUGUAAUAUAAGACAUGUGGGAAAUUUUCUUCUCAACAGAUCUUUAUAUUAAAGCCAAGCUUGAGCUAAAAAGUGAUGUAUAAUUUUUUUAUCUCAUGAAAACUAUGACUGUAUGUAUUAAUAAAUUAUUCAAUUGUAAUUUUUUUUUUUUUUUUCCUGUUAAAGCUGUAUAUUUUUGAUUUGUUAAUAUUAUGCUGCCACGACAUCCUACUUUUGCAUUAAAAAUGCACGCUCUUCCCGUGGCUGAUUUUAAUUGGUUUAAAUAAAUCCAUUUCCUAAUUGGCUUUGGGAACAUUUCUAUGGAUCUGCAAACACCAACUCCCCCAUCUCCAAAUAAUGACUUUUCCUUGGCCUAAAGGAAAAAGAUGACUGUACAAGGAAAUGAAAAACAGCGAGACAGAGAGAAAACUGUUUUAAAACAGGAUCCAGCCCCUCCAAAGGGCCGAACUCUAAUGAGAUGCAACAGUAAUGAGGAAUGGAUCCCAGCCGCAUAUGUGAUACCCAUUUUAAUUAAGAUAGCGAGCUUGAGUGCAUAUUGUUAAACAUAGUUAGCCCUUUUUUUGUGGGUCGCAGGGAAGACGCGUGCAGGCCGUGAACCCCAACGGCCUAUUCCACACAAUGCUGCUAACAUACUGGGGUCAAUGGUAAUCAAAGAUAGACUCAGGCUGGUUAGACCCUCAGAAUGCUCUCCUCCGUGUCCGUUCUCAUCUCCGGUACACCUUGUCGCCUUGCCCUGCGCUCUCUCUAGUGUCACUGAAGAUGAUAGCUCGCCUCAGGGCUAGUCGGCAGCCCUGUCUUAGGUUUCGGAUGGUAUCCCGAGAUAAAGAUGGCCCGAUAAUUACAUACGAUUCUGCUCCCAUCUCUCGUUCGGCAUCAAGGAAAGCAUUCCGUACCAUCAAAGGGCUUAAAAAUAAAGUAAUCAGUGUGUUUAUGUAGUUUUUCUUGUGUUUAUUAUUCAUAGAGAGAGCCUUCAUUACGUUGCGUUCUGAAAUGUUGCCAUAUCAUUACAACUGGUAAUGCAACAUGUAAGGGGUGUUUGAUUAUGAGGUAAUAAUGUGCAUUAUGUAUUAAUCAAAGAGCGACUAGAACACAAAGGCAGUGCUCAGAACCUCAAAUGCCGUCUGCUGCAUGUCACAGCAAAUUUGUUCACUGACAUAUUGCAAUAAGCAUCUAAUAACAUGAAUUUGAAAGCUGUUUUUAAACGAUGUAAUAGGAUGACGCUUUAAGAGAAAAUGAAAAGCUAUUUGGAUUUCAAUUGUACACAUAAUAUAGAGUGCAUAUUAAUAGUCGCAGGUGUUAAAUGUCACAGAUUAGAUUAUAACUGCAAACGUGAUUGAAAUUCCAACUGCCUGGUAUUUUCUCUCCUAGAUAUUAGAUUGUCAAAAGGAUCUUGGCCUUUUGGUUUGAGUGCUAGCUUUGUUGAUAGGUGGAGACUUCUCCUGUUGAAGAGGUUAGCUCUGUUUGGCAGAACCUCCUACUUCUUUAAUAUAACAAUCUGUCAAAAAACAUUUCGACAAUAAUUACGGCCCCCUCCUCUUUCCUCUUUGUGUGUGCUCUUUCAAGACUUCAAAAGGAGGUUUCGUUCUUUUCUCUGUAUGAAAUAUUCAUAACUUCUGUGUUCGUGGCUUUGUGCAUUAAACAGAUAACAGACAAAUUUUUUAUAUUAUUUAAUCUUAUAUUCUUUUGUUAGUUAACAUAUUUUGAUAUACAUCACCUUCCGUUAAGCACCUAAUUUGUUGAGCCCAAACAAUAUGCUAAGCGUCGAUCUCAAAGUCAUUCUCUCUAACAAUGUAUUGCACUCAAUAUUUUUAUUUUUGUGCUCAGGAAAGAUAUCCUGGAUUUUACAAUCAAAAAGCCUGUAUAAUGUUGAUUUGAUUUGUUACAAAAAUCAUUCUGUGACUAAUGUACAGUAUUUCAGAGUUCAUCUACAUAAUAUGCCCUAUAGAUUCUUUUUAUUUUUACAGUACAAAUCCUUGUUUCUGUACAUAUUUAUAAAUAAACUUUUCUACACAA